Messenger RNA from Hyaloscypha bicolor E, 1270 nucleotides. RefSeq names its product Arginase/deacetylase. Gene Ontology annotation, molecular function: metal ion binding; agmatinase activity. The transcript is spliced from 3 exons. Bases 13 to 1203 code for a protein of 396 amino acids. The record is from RefSeq and is a predicted model, not a curated record. NCBI's taxonomy places the organism in Eukaryota, Fungi, Ascomycota, Leotiomycetes, Helotiales, Hyaloscyphaceae.
CUGGUGCUGUUGAUGGCGGGAUACGGGGUAGCGGGGCAUCAGCAUGGACACCAUGGCGGUGCGGAUGGGGGGAAACAUGUUCCGUUGCAUGAACGGGAAUAUAUCCAGGAUCCGGUGGAAGAGCUGGAGAGGAAGUGGAGCUUUGAGUGGGGAUUCUCCGGAGUAAACUCCUUCGCACACCUCGAGCACGUAAAAUGCCUCACAAAACCAGACAGCACAUUCGAUAUCGGCAUAAUCGGCGUUCCAUUCGACACUGCCGUGAGCUACAGACCGGGCGCUCGUUUCGGCCCCCGUGCAAUCCGCGCUGCUUCUGCGCGUCAAAAUUCUUUCCGCGGCUUCAACGCCAGAGCAGGAAUAAACCCCUACCUCUCCUGGGCCAAGAUCCUCGACUGUGGUGACGUUCCCGUAACACCGUUUGACAACUUCGUUGCGCUUGAACAGAUGACUUCCUCAUAUCUCGAGCUCGGACACCGCUCUCCCCUCUCUUCCCUAUCCUCCCGGCCAAAGUUAAUAAGUCUUGGAGGAGAUCAUAGUAUUGCGUUGGCGGCAUUAAGAGGGUUACAUAAAGUGUAUGGAGGACCGAUAGCGGUGCUGCAUUUCGAUGCCCAUCUUGAUACCUGGCAUCCGGCGAAAUAUCCGAGCCCGUGGCCGAGUGAGCAGGCGCAGUUUAACCACGGCUCUAUGUUCUGGAUGGCGAGUAACGAGGGACUGAUCUUGAAUGGUUCGUCUGUGCAUGCUGGGCUGAGGACGCGGCUGUCAGGGGUUGAUUGGGCGGAUUAUGAAGACGAUGAUUCCCAAGGUUUCUUGAGGAUUUCAAGUGAUGAUAUUGAUGAUAUUGGUCCGAAAGGCGUCAUUGAUGCCAUCAUGUCCCGGAUGGGGACCGAGGUCCCCGUCUACCUAUCCCUCGAUAUCGACGUCCUCGACCCCGGCCUUGCUCCGGGAACCGGCACGCCUGAAGCGGGGGGCUGGACGAGCAGAGAACUCAUCAGGAUACUGAGAGGUAUUGAGGGGUUGAAUCUAGUGGGAGCGGAUAUUGUCGAGGUUGCGCCGGCGUAUGAUGGCGUCGGUGAGCAGACCGCGCUGGCGGGAGCGCAGGUUGCGUAUGAGAUUUUGACGAGUAUGGUUAAGAGGGGAUUGAAGGAUAUGGGGAAGGUUGCGGAGGUGCCCGGUGGGAAAGGGGAGGGGAACAAAGACGAGUUGUAGGUUUGGGGGUUAUGAUAGGAAUUGACAGGAAGGUUUGAUACAAGGGGAAUCGCACUGUUGAAGAGCA